Molecule: messenger RNA, 1974 nt
Organism: Anolis sagrei ordinatus
Lineage: Eukaryota; Metazoa; Chordata; Lepidosauria; Squamata; Anolidae
Gene: CWF19L1
Product: CWF19 like cell cycle control factor 1
Biological process (GO): mRNA splicing, via spliceosome
Cellular component (GO): post-mRNA release spliceosomal complex
Molecular function (GO): RNA lariat debranching enzyme activator activity
Source: RefSeq, a predicted model, not a curated record
GCGCAGGCGUAGAACUGACUUCGCGCCGGAAGUGACGCCACGGCGCUUUCUCUACUUCCUCUCCCACCCAAGAUGGCGCCGCCCGAGAAGCCGCUCCGCCUGCUGGUGUGCGGCGACGUGGAGGGCCGCCUGGGGGCGCUCUUCGCCCGCGUCCGCGCCGUCCAGAAGAAGAGCGGGCCCUUCGAGCUCCUGCUCUGCGCCGGAAGCUUCUUCGGCUCCGCCCGCGACCCCGAGUGGGAGGACUUCCGGGGCGGGGCCAAGAAGGCUCCCAUCCCGACGUUCAUCCUGGGCGCCAACAACGAGGAAACGGCUGGACACUUCCCGGAUCCUGGCGGUGGCGAACUGGCCGAGAACAUCACUUACCUGGGCCGCAAGGGCGUCUUCAGUGGGGCCUCUGGGCUGCAGAUCGCCUACCUGAGUGGCACCGAGUCCACGCAAGAGCCGGCCCCGGCCCACAGCUUCAGCGCCCACGACGUGGCUGAGCUCCGGGCCUCCUUGCUCUCUGCUCCGGGCUUCAAAGGCGUGGACAUCCUGCUGACCUCUCCCUGGCCCAGGGGUGUCCAGGCCUUUGCAAACAAUGCCCCGGGCUCCGUCCAGAGCCAAGCGCCCGGCAGCUCAGAGCUGGUCUCCCUCUUGGCCGCCAGCCUCAAGCCCCGCUACCACUUUGCCGCCCUGCAGAAGGUGCAUUACGAGAGGCUGCCUUACAGGAACCAUGCUGUGCUCCAGGAAGCCGCCCAACACGCCAGCCGGUUCAUCGCCCUGGCAAACGUGGGCAACACGGACAAGAGCAAGUACCUGUAUGCCUUCAGCAUCCUCCCCAUGGCUUCCAUGGACCCGGCGGAGCUGGUCAAGCAGCCCCAGGACGUCACCGAGAACCCUUACCGGCAGGCCUGGGGCAGCAAGGGCAGCGCCUCCCACCUCCUGCCGGGCGCAAAGGGAGAAGACACGGAGCCGGCCUCCCAGUUCUUCUUUGACCUGAGCCGCAAGCCCAAGGGCCGGAAGCGGCCUGCGGAGGGAGGGGGCGGGGGUGGGCCCCGGCAGGAGAAGCAGCAGAAGCAGCAGCACCGGCCCCCAGGCAGCAGCAGGCGCCCCCCCCUGCCGCCGGCCGCCUGCUGGUUCUGCCUGGCCAGCCCCCAAGUGGAGAAGCACCUCGUCGUCAGCAUCGGCUCCCAGUGUUACCUGGCGCUGGCCAAGGGGGCCCUGUGCGCGGACCACGUCCUCAUCCUGCCCAUCGGCCACUGCCAGUCCGUGGUGGAGCUGCCCGGCGACGUGGUGGAGGAGGUGGAGCAGUACAAGGCGGCCCUGCGGAGGUUCUUUGGGGCCAGGGGCAAGCGGUGCGUCGUCUACGAGAGGAACUUCCGCAGCCAGCACCUCCAGCUCCAGGUGAUCCCGGUCCCCAAGCAGCGCUGCUCCGCCGAAGACAUCAAGGAGGCCUUCCUGUCCCAAGCCGAAGAGCAGCACAUUGAACUGAUGGAGAUCCCGGAGCACUCGGCUCUCAAGCAGAUCGUGCAGCCAGGGACGCCGUACUUUUACGUGGAGCUGGAUAACGGAGAGAAGCUCUUCCAUCGCAUUGGGAAGACCUUCCCCUUGCAGUUCGGGAGGGAGGUGCUGUGCAGUCCGGCGGUGCUGGGCUUGCCCGGCCGGGCGGACUGGAGGGACUGCCAACUGGGGCGGGAGGAGGAAGCGGCCGCCGCUCAGGACUUCCGCCGGGCCUUUGAGCCCUUCGACUUGCCCCAAGCGGACUGAGAAAGAAAGGGGGAGGGGACCCUUGACCCCUGGAGGUCUUGACCCUUGAGACCCGUGGAAGGCUGUUCUCUGUGGCCGGAACCUCGAUCCCCAGGUGGCCGGUGGCCUUUGGAGCGGGAGGACAUUCUUUCAGUGGCUUCUGUGUUGAUGUUGGUAAAGAAAAGCACUGUAAACAUGCGGCAUUUUGUAAGUUUGUAAAUAAAUAAAAGACUGGUUUUUACACAUGCA